AAGUCACAAGAAGAUUCACCCCGACAUGUCACGACGCCGGGAAAUGUAAUUGUCGAGGCGGAUUCUCCUUUAGCCCCCGAACUCACUGCGGAGGCACUCCCUGUUAAAGUAAAAAUCCCACAAAUCGGCAUGUAUGAUGGGACGUCAGAUCCAGAUGCACAUUUGGGCCAUUAUACGUCCUGGAUGGAUUUACAUGUGGCUUCAGAUGCUCUGAGGUGUCGGAUGUUUUCGCUUACACUAGGGCCACGAGCCCAAAAAUGGUAUUAUACUCUCCCACCUCAUUCGAUUUGGAAAUGGCAACAGUUACGUGCAGCUUUCCGAUCACACUUUAUCGGUGCUCAAAUUUGUCUCAUUCCGAAAGAAUCGAUUACCAACAUUGUGCAAAGGGACGACGAGACUGUAAAAGACUACGUGGCUCGGUUCAACGACCGAAUUCAGAACAUGGAGCCCUGUCAUCCUGAAACUUUGUUAGUAACUGCUAUUGCUGGACUGAAGCCCAACUCAAUGUUUCGUUGGACUUUGUGUCAAAAUAAGCCUGCUACAUUUCAAGAGUUUCUUGUGCGAGCUCAACAGUUCAUUAUUGCUGAAGAAUCCAUGUCGGUUCCCAGUUUCGACUUCUCGGUGAAGGAGAGGAAGGCUGAACCGGAUGCUAAAAAGAAGAACAAGAAGAACUUUGGGAAAGCACAGUUUCGGAACUCCUCUAAAGGAUAUGAAAAUACUCCAGAGUCUCGAGCUGCUCGUGAUCAGUAUUCAGACAACGUCAGGACAGGUUAUCAUGCCGUUUAUUCCGCCGGAGUAGCCACCAUAUAUGAAGAACUGAAAGGAAAGGGAAUUAUCCCAGACCCAAGGCCUGUGAGAACUCCUGAAGACAAGUUGGACAAAACUCGGUACUGUGCGUACCAUAAGUCUCCAGGACACAAUACCGAUGAGU
Messenger RNA from Striga hermonthica, 931 nucleotides. NCBI's taxonomy places the organism in Eukaryota, Viridiplantae, Streptophyta, Magnoliopsida, Lamiales, Orobanchaceae. The record is from the annotation of a GenBank genome assembly.